GGAGAGAGAAGAGGAGGAGGAAGGAGGCAGCAGCCGCAGCAGCAGGAGGAGCAGCAGCAGGAGCAGCAGCAGGAGGAGCAGCAGCAGGAGCAGCAGCAGGAGGAGCACGAGGCAGGCAGAGAGAGAGAGGGGAGGAGGAAGGAGGCAGCAGCAGCCGCAGCAGCAGCGAGAGAGAGAGUCGAGGGAGGAGGAUGGCGCCGCCGCCGCCGCCGCCGCCACCGCGAGGCUCGUGACGCACGACGGGCGCGGCGAGAGGGGCCACAGCGCCACGCCGCCAGCUCGCGUGGGGCCCGGGUCAAGGCAAUGUUUACGGUGACGGAGGUCGCGUCGCUGAGCGACUCUCAGCCGGCUUACCGCAUCCUCAAGCCCUGGUGGGACGUGUUCCUCGACUACCUGGGCAUCGUCAUGCUUAUGCUGUCCAUCUUCGCCGGCACCAUGCAGUUCUCACGCGACCCGCUCUGCUGCCUUCCCAAGCUGGACGAGAACGUGACGUGUCUCUCCGACUCGGCCAUACAGAAGUCCCUGCUGGCCACGGCCUCGCCCAAUGCGCCAACAAAAGAUUCUAGUCCCAGUGGCAGACAAACGGGGAUGGAAUACAUGCAAUACAUCUUCGUGAAUCAGAAAUGCUACCACGAUGUUCUGCCUUGGAUAUCCAAGUACAUGCCUUUCCUUGCCUUAAUUCACACGGUCAUCCUGAUGGCGAGCAGCAACUUCUGGUUCAAGUAUCCCAAGACGAGUUCCAAGCUCGAGCACUUUGUCUCCAUCCUGGGCAAGUGCUUCGAGUCUCCGUGGACCACCAAGGCCCUGUCGGAGACGGCGUGCGAGGAGUCGGAGGUUACCGGGACCGCUCCGCAGCACCAGAGCAAGCUGUCCGACCACGCGUCUCCUCCCAAGAGCAACUUGGGCUCGGUGAGCGCCGGCGAUGGGGGCAGCCUCAACCCCAGCAUGCCCAUGUUCGCCAAGGACCAGGAGAGCGUUCCGCUGGCGCCGGUGGACAAGCAGAUGCACGAGACGUCCAUCCAGAGCGGCGUGAGCGUCACCAUCUUGGACAAGAAGGACGGCGAGCAGGCGAAGGCGCUCUUCGAGAAGGUGCGCAAGUUUCGCCUCCACGUGGAGGAGAGCGACAUCAUCUACCAGCUGUACACCCUGCAGAGCCUCGUGAAGACUCUGAAGAUCCUGCUCAUCGUGGGCUACACGUCAUACUUCGUGGAUCAGAUCCAGUUCUUGCACGAGUGCGUGCCGGACGUGGAGGAGCUGAUCGGAUACACCACGUUCUGCUGCACGCACACGCUGGCCUACCUGCUCCGCAAGGUGCUCUACACCUACAUGGCCGUGGUUGUGCUCUAUGGCCUUGUGUGCUUCUACACGCUCUACUGGCUCUUUAAGCGGCCUCUGAAGGAGUACUCGUUCGAGAAGGUGCGCGAGGAGAGCAACUUCAGCGACAUCCCCGACGUGAAGAACGACUUCGCCUUCCUCAUGCACAUGAUCGACCAGUACGACUCGCUCUACUCAAAGCGCUUCGCCGUCUUCCUGUCGGAGGUGAGCGAGAACAAGCUGCGCCAGCUGAGCCUCAACCACGAGUGGAGCUACGAGAAGCUGCGCCAGCAUGUCACCAAGAAUGCGCAGGACAAGAUGGAGCUGCACCUGCUCAUGCUGUCGGGCGUCCCCGAGGCCGUGUUCGACAUCCUGGACCUGGAGAUUCUCAAGGUAACGAUCUUUUCUCUUGCCGGGGGGAAGGGGUUUGGAAGCCACUGUGGGUGUCCGGGGGCAACCCAGGGAUUUGCAGAGCCAGAUUGUGCGCACCCGCGUAGAAACCUUUUCAUCAGACUGCUGCCGGAUGAGGGGGCCUCCCCCACCGACGCCUCGUAG
This is a messenger RNA of Lethenteron reissneri (Far Eastern brook lamprey), 1869 nucleotides long. RefSeq names its product volume-regulated anion channel subunit LRRC8D-like. Lineage: Eukaryota; Metazoa; Chordata; Hyperoartia; Petromyzontiformes; Petromyzontidae. The record is from RefSeq and is a predicted model, not a curated record.